CUUCCGGGUCAUGUAAUUUUAGACCUGUGAUUUCUUUCUUUGAAAAAAAGACCAGAAUGUCAGCCCCAGAAGUGCCAUUGAAGAUAGAUGAAAAUGAGGAAAGUGUUGAUAAUAUCUCAGUUUCUUCAACAUGUGACACUGAAGAAAAAUUAUCAUUAAACGAAGUGGCUCCAACAGGAGAGUCAGUAUUUGAUCAGAAUGAGACACCACCAGAAGUGACGUUCAUGCACUAUAAGCCUAAAGCAGCCCCUCUGCGGACUCUGAAUCUGAAUGGCCAUGUUGGUUUUGACAGCCUUCCAGAUCAAUUGGUCAACAAGUCAAUCAGUGCAGGUUUCUGUUUUAAUAUCCUUUGUCUUGGAGAGACAGGUAUUGGAAAGUCCACCAUGAUGGAUACACUGUUUAAUACUCACUUUGAUUCUACACCCAGUACACAUGAUCUACCUGGUGUUAAACUGAAGGCCAGUACAUACGAAUUACAAGAAAGCAAUGUAAGACUGAAGUUGACCAUCUGUGACAGUGUUGGUUUUGGGGACCAAAUAAACAAAGAAGACAGUUGGAAGCCAUUAGUAGACUACAUUGACAGCCAGUUUGAAGUAUAUUUACAGGAGGAAUUGAAGAUCAAAAGAUCUCUUCAUAAUUUUCAUGACACUCGUAUCCAUGCCUGUCUGUACUUCAUCGCUCCAACAGGUCACUCACUGAAAGCAUUGGAUCUUGUAACAAUGAAGAAAUUAGACAGCAAAGUGAACAUUAUACCAGUGAUAGCUAAGGCUGAUACUAUUACUAAAGCUGAACUACAGAAGUUUAAAGCUAAGAUCAUGUCAGAACUGAUGUCUAAUGGUGUACAGAUUUACCAGUUCCCUACUGAUGAUGAAACUGUAGCAGAUACAAACAAAGUUAUGAAUUCACAUUUACCAUUUGCUGUAGUAGGCAGUAGUGAUGAAAUAAAACUGGGAAACAAGAUGGUUAAAGCUAGACAGUAUCCAUGGGGAACAGUACAAGUUGAAAAUGAAAAUCAUUGUGAUUUUGUCAAACUGAGAGAAAUGUUGAUCAGAACUAAUAUGGAGGACCUAAGGGAGAGCACACAUAAAACUCAUUAUGAAUUGUACCGUAGAAACAAACUACAGGAUAUGGGUUUCUCAGAAUCAGAAUCUCAAAGUCUGUCAGAGACAUAUGAACUGAAGAGACAACAACAUUUAACUGAACUUAGCAGGAAAGAAGAAGAGAUGAGACAAGCUUUUGUUAUCAGAGUGAAAGAAAAGGAAGCUCAUCUCAAAGACACAGAAAAGGAGCUGCAUGACAGGUUUGAUGCAUUGAAAAAGAAACAUGCAGAAGAAAAGAAGAAACUAGAAGACAGUAGGAAGAGAUUAGAAGAUGAAAUUAAUACUUUUAAUGACAGAAAGGUUGCUUACCAACAACACUCCUCUACACUGGGCAAGAAAGGAAAACGUUAAACACUGAUUAAAACAUAAAUUAUAGUACUGCCAAAAUUGUAAUGAUAUUAUAGAUACAGUUACAAAAGACUUCAAUAAGUUGUAGUGUAGAAUCUCAUAAAAAAUGAUGAAGUUAGCAUAGAUGGCAAUAUGCUGUAGUGAAGUAAACUUUAAAAGUGUUUUGGUUAGAAUUAGGGAACAUUAAAUUCAGUCUUAGAAAAGGCUUAGUUAUGGGAAUAGAAAUGUCAGAAAAAUCAUUACAGGGUUAAGAAGUGUUAAUUUUUUUGUUUUCACUUUAAACAAAUACUUAGAAAUAUAUUUUAAAAUUUAGAAAUGAAUCAUUGAUUAAUAAAGCAUUUCCUUGAUAUGGGCUGCUUAGUAAAGUUACUUGUGCAAUUAAGGAUACAAAACCUACUGUACUAGAGUCUUGCCAUUAGAACAAAUACAAAUUGUUCAUGAUUGUAUUGUGUCAUUUAAACAUUUAGAAUGCUAUCCACCUCGUAGUAUUUCAGCAUUUAUAUUGUAUUUAUAUUUUAAAUGUUAGUUAGAUAUAAGUAGUCUUCAUGUACUAUUUUUGUUUCAUUUACUCUGAUGUAUAUUUGAACUUAGUUCCUAUGCAUUCAAAUACCAGUAUAUAUUAAACAGACUGAAACUCUGCCUUCCCUUUUGUUUACAAACAUCCAAGCAAACAUAGCAAGCAAGUUGAUCAAAGGUUUGCUUUGCAUGCUUUUAUAGAAAAGCUGUAAAGGAGGAAUAUCUUUAUUUUGAAAGAAAAAUAAUCAUCUCAGGGGGGGAUAACUCCAAAUCCUCUGCAGAAUAUUUUGAUUGGUUUUAAAAAAGUGCAAUGUACAAUUUAACACUGUGACAUAAGGCAUUCUCAAAGACAAAAGUAAAUUGUGUUUAUUGAAUCUCAGUUUCUAAUUUAUAUGUGCUGUCUUUUGAUUUUAGUGUAUACAUGAUGCUAACUACUUGGUAUAGCAUUAUAAUAUUAUAUAAAAUUGAUUGUGUAUGUAAUCAAUUUAUUUAUUUACAUUUCCUUACUUAAUAAUGUAAUUUAGUGUAUAGUAUGUGUAUGAAAUGGUUAGUGAAAAAAAAUAAUAUGAAUUCCAUAUGUUUUUGGAUCUCUUUAUGGAUUUUUUCAAAUUAAUUUUCUAUUUAAGAUGAAAAGGCCUUUAAUUUCUCUUGCUUCUGAUAGUUAUAUUACCAUAUUGUUGACAAUCUUUGAUGUUUUAGAAUUAGUGCUCAUCUUGAAUGGACCAGUUUUCACAGCUUUCACUUCUCAUGUCAAUACCAUUUGCAUUUAUAAAUGUUUGUCUUGUCAAGUAUAAACUUUUUCUAUGCAAUUUAACACAUGUCAAUGUAUUUCUAAUUUGUGCUGAUGUUUUUGUAUGCAUUUUGUAUCUAGUCACUAUAGCUUUUGUUUAAAACAAACAAAAAAAUGUCA
Molecule: messenger RNA, 2874 nt
Organism: Mytilus californianus (California mussel)
Lineage: Eukaryota; Metazoa; Mollusca; Bivalvia; Mytilida; Mytilidae
Product: septin-11-like
Exons: 12
Coding region: 57-1451 (464 amino acids)
Biological process (GO): cytoskeleton-dependent cytokinesis
Cellular component (GO): septin complex; microtubule cytoskeleton; cell division site
Molecular function (GO): GTPase activity; GTP binding; molecular adaptor activity
Source: RefSeq, a predicted model, not a curated record